Molecule: messenger RNA, 1231 nt
Organism: Rhipicephalus microplus (southern cattle tick)
Lineage: Eukaryota; Metazoa; Arthropoda; Arachnida; Ixodida; Ixodidae
Product: tRNA methyltransferase 10 homolog B
Biological process (GO): tRNA N1-guanine methylation
Cellular component (GO): nucleoplasm; nucleus
Molecular function (GO): tRNA binding
Source: RefSeq, a predicted model, not a curated record
UUGGCGUGCUUUUUUUUUUUAGCUCUUCCUGGUCGGCACGGUGCUAGCUCAUCAACGGACACUAUGGAGACCAAAACACCGAGCCGGGAAUAUGCAUGGUUUCAGACGGGUGGUAAUGGCGCUGAUGAAAUGAAGAAGGGUGACGUGCCCGUUAAUGAGCCACAGUCAUUGUCGAAAAAUGCAGCCAGGAAACUUGCACGAUAUGAGAGGGUAGUUGCUGCCCGAAAGGCAAAGCGGCGGGAAAAGAAACAGGCUCGGAAAAAAAGAUUAGCAGCUGCAAAAGAACUGGAAUCUUUCAAGUCCGAGGGUCAGUGCUCAAUGCCUGUCAGAUCGGUAAAAAAGGAGCCAGACAACCUUGACUCUUCGGCAGCCUCUGGAGUGCCUGCUCCAUGCAUAUGCAUUGAUAUGGGGCAUACAGAACUCAUGAGUGAAAAGGAGCUGAAUAAACUGUCAUCACAGUUACGAAGGUUGUAUGGCUCUAAUCGUCAUAGCUGCACUCCCUUGAAACUCUACUUUACUAAUUUCCCUUCAUCUUGCCGCCUUUACAAGACGUGCGUUGAGAAGCACCAAGGAUUUGAAAGGUACUCGGUGGAGAUGAGAGCAGAAAGUCAUUCCCAGCUUUUCCCUAAGGAGUCGCUGCUCUACUUAAGUCCAGAUGCACCUGAGGCCCUUCCAUCUACACCCUUGGAAUCUAACACUGUUUACGUUAUUGGAGGCCUUGUGGAUGAAACUGUUCAUAAGAACGUUAGCCUGAGCAGUGCAUAUGCAGAAGGCAUACAGUGUGCACAGCUGCCAAUUGAUGAAUUUAUGGAGCGCUGUGGGGGUACAGGCUGCAAGAUUCUUACUGUCAAUCAGGUGUUCGACAUCUUGUUGAGUAUACAUGAGACUCAAGGAGACUGGGCCAACUCUUUGGCAAAAGUAAUUCCAAAAAGGACAGGCCUUUGCAAGAAGCAGUCUUCCUUGUAACCUUAGCCUUCAACCACUGCAAACACAACAAUGGGAAGCCCCGACAAGCAUAUGGUGACAGUGAUGCUGGCUGGAGUUUGGAGAAGCGCCGGCGAUGACAUACAGACUGCAAAGCAAUUUGAAGUCUAGGAAGAAAAGAAAUUCAUUCAGACAUCAAAUUUUCUCUGGAAAGUUGUUUUUGUCUGCCUGUUUAGUUUUACCUCUGUGAAGUAAAUAGUAAUAGAUACUGUAGAGGUUGUGGAAGAAUAUUUGACUAAGAGCGAGA